This is a messenger RNA of Peronospora matthiolae, 372 nucleotides long. Lineage: Eukaryota; Oomycota; Peronosporomycetes; Peronosporales; Peronosporaceae. The record is from the annotation of a GenBank genome assembly.
AUGAUCCGGGCGCAUAGCGCAGUGGUAGCGCGUCCGCUUUGCAAGCGGAAGGCCCCGGGUUCAAUCCCCGGUGUGUCCAAAGCUUUGGCGUCGCACCUGCUGCGUGCAAUUCGCAGUGGUAGCGCGUCCGCUUUGCAAGCGGAAGGCCCCGGGUUCAAUCCCCGUGGUAGCGCGUCCGCUUUGCAAGAGGAAGGCCCCGGGUUCAAUCCCGGUGUGUCCAAAGCUUUGGCGUCGCACGUGCUGCGUGCAAUUCGCAGUGGUAGCGCGUCCGCUUUGCAAGAGGAAGGCCCCGGGUUCAAUCCCGGUGUGUCCAAAGCUUUGGCGUCGCACGUGCUGCGUGCAAUUGUGAAAGAUCUCAUUAGCACAAAUUGA